UCCGACGGAAGACCGGAAACCAGGCUUCCAGUUCCCGCGAUAACGAUGAAGACCACGCGAUUCUCAGUGGGACUUGUAGUUUUUCCUUUCCUGUUUUAGGGGCUGUCCUAGUCUACAACUCACACCCACCUCGUACUGGAUUGGGAUAUCUGGAUGCGUGUUGGAAUGGGCGGGUCUGUUCUUAAUCUCGGCCUGGAGAGUGUAUCAUAGAAGUAGGGGGCGGGGAGGUGGAUGGUACCCCUUUUCUUUUCUUUUUUUCUUUUUUUCUCCAAGGACAGGUCCUAAAGAGACGCAGUAGUCCCUCUCCCCUUUGGGGGCCAGGGAGGGGACCGGGUUGUGUCCGCCAUGUUGGUGAAGGCAAAGGAAGGCGACUGGCGCUGCGGGACUGACGGCUCUGUGGGCUCAAGUCGGCCAUAUUCAUAAAGAGGGAAGGUGGAUCCCUACCUCCGACGCACACACAUCCGCACCCCUGCUGCCCACCCCGCCCCACGACUCUGCUCUGCGGAUCUGUCCCCUGCCUCGCUGGCCCGGCGUAGCCGUCAGCGCCUCAGGACAGGCUCACGACGGCGCCGAAUGAGGGGGGAAGGGACAUGCCGACCAAUUGCGCCGCGGCGGGCUGUGCCACUACCUACAACAAGCACAUUAACAUCAGCUUCCACAGGUUUCCUUUGGAUCCUAAAAGAAGAAAAGAAUGGGUUCGCCUGGUUAGGCGCAAAAAUUUUGUGCCAGGAAAACACACUUUUCUUUGUUCAAAGCACUUUGAAGCCUCCUGUUUUGACCUAACAGGACAAACUCGACGACUUAAAAUGGAUGCUGUUCCAACCAUUUUUGAUUUUUGUACCCAUAUAAAGUCUAUGAAACUCAAGUCACAGAAUCUUCUGAAGAAAAGUAACAGUUGUACUCCAACCGGACCUUCUAAUUUAAAAUCAAACAUUAAUAGUCAACAAGUGCUACUUGAACACAGUUAUGCCUUUAGGAAUCCUAUGGAGGCAAAAAAGAGGAUAAUUAAACUGGAAAAAGAAAUAGCAAGUUUAAGAAGGAAAAUGAAAACUUGCCUACAAAAAGAACGCAGAGCAACUCGAAGAUGGAUCAAAGCCACUUGCUUGGUGAAGAAUCUAGAAGCAAAUAACAUAUUACCUAAAGGCACAUCUGAACACAUUUUACCAACUGCCUUAAGCAGUCUUCCUUUGGAGGAUUUCAAGAUUCUUGAACAAGACCAACAAGAUAAAACAUUACCAAUUCUCUAAAUAUAAACCAGAUCAAGAGUGCUUUUAUUUAAGAUUAGCCUGCACACAAAAAGAAAAAAAAAGAUUAGCUUGCAUCGAUCUUGAUGCCCAUCAUUUAUUCUAUUCAAAGGUAAAGAUAUUUAAGGAAAUAAUGCCAAAAUUGGGUAUUAAAUAAAGUUUUACUUGAAGUAACGUUCUUACUGUAUAACUUAUGAAGACUUGAUUACAAAAAUAGAAAACUUUAUGAAGCUUAUUUGAAAAAGCAUGGAAGUGCCUUACAUGCGAAUUGCAUACAUUAAAAAUUUGCUAGGAAGUUUUGCAAGAUGUGUUUUUGCCUUUUUAAACAACUUUUGAAGAACAGUCUAUUACAAGUAAUAUGUUUAAUUUAUAUUAGGAAAAAAUGUUUUUGUGUACCAAAGUUGAGACAUUACAUUCUAAGUAAGGUAAGUAGGAGUUAACCCAUAUUAAAUAUGACUUUAAAACUGCUGGGGUUUGUAUUAAAUUAUUACUGACACUGUGAUUUGGAAACUUUACAGAAAAAAAGCCUAAGGUACAGGGCAAGUUCUUUUAUUUAAACUUUCUAUAUCUUUUUAACAGUAAAAGUGAGCUAAUCAUAAUCUCCCUCAUAAGAAUAUUAUCUUUUAAAAUGGAUUGUAAAAUAUUUUGAAAAUAUUUUAAAUAUGAAGUACCCUUGAGUCAUUCAAGCUAGUAAGGACUCAAGUACCUCAGACUAGUAAAAACUGGUAGCUGGUUAUAUUAACCUUCUAAGAAAAUAUGUUGUGAAAUAAUGCAGAGAGCAGGAUCUAACUUUUACCUUUAACAGAAAGAUAACUGUAUACUACUCUUUUACUAAAAAAAUAAAAAAAAGUUUUAAUUUCAAAAUUGAUGCAUUAGUAAGCAAAUACGCUACCAGUUCUGUUUGAAAACUCCCUCUGCCUUCAUGUAUGUUGAUACCAAAACUUUUAAGCUUUUCCUUCCCC
Myotis davidii is the source of this 2206-nucleotide messenger RNA. It is a transcript of the gene THAP2, whose product is annotated as THAP domain containing, apoptosis associated protein 2. The coding region runs from base 591 to 1247 and encodes 218 amino acids. The transcript has 3 exons. The record is from RefSeq and is a predicted model, not a curated record. Gene Ontology annotation, cellular component: nucleus. NCBI's taxonomy places the organism in Eukaryota, Metazoa, Chordata, Mammalia, Chiroptera, Vespertilionidae.